Molecule: messenger RNA, 2104 nt
Organism: Paramecium octaurelia
Lineage: Eukaryota; Ciliophora; Oligohymenophorea; Peniculida; Parameciidae
Source: the annotation of a GenBank genome assembly
AUGAAAUUAUUUGAAGGUCAAGAAUAACCAAAACUUAAAUUAAAAAUAAAUAAGCAGUUUGCUGAAAAGUAUUAAAAGAAAAAGGAGCGGGAACUCUUAGAUAAGAAAGGAGAGAUUCUAGACUAGGAAGAAAGCAGUGAAGACUAAAUUCCAGAAGAUGAGAAUGGAGAUUUGAUUAAUGAUAAAGUAACCCAAAAAUUUAUUGAAACUCUUGCCAAAAUAAGAUACAAGCAUCCCGAUAUUUAUUAGAAUAAAGAGAUAUUUUAAGAGGAGGAUUUUGACGAACCUAAUAUAAGAAACAAGGAUUAAAAGAAGGUUACAUAUGCUGAUCUCUAAGGAUAAGGAAUAGAAAAUGAAGAAGAGGAAUUGGAAGAGGAAGAAUAUGAGCCAAAUAUUGGAUUGACUCCAAAUGAGGAAUAAAUACGAUUGAAAAAUGCUUUUAUUAAUGCAGCAAAAAAUUCAGGCAAAUAACAAAAGGAUUUAUUGAAGGUAAAGUAGAAAACAGUUAAAGAAAUUGAAGAUGAGAACAAAGAGUUUGAGAAGUUAUUAAAAAAGUAGAAACCUGAAGAGACGGAUAUUUUAUAAAGGUAUUGGGGAAAUGAAGAAGACUUGGAUGAAAAAGAUAAAUUCCUUAGAAAAUAUAUAUUGACAAAAGGAUGGAUUGAUAGAGAUGAUGUGAAUGAAAUUAUAGAUUCAUCUGAGGAUGAGGAAAGAAUGGAUGAAUUUGAAGAGAAAUAUAAUUUUAGAUUUGAAGAAGAGGGAGGAAAUUAAUUGAUCACUUAUGAAAGAGAUCUAAAGGAUACUUUGAGAUAGGAACCAGAAACUGCAAGACAUAGAUAGAGAUUAGCAAAGGCUUAGAGAGAGUAGGAAUAAAAACAAUAAUUGGAAAAAGAAUUAAAGUAAUUGAAGGCAGCAAAAAAGAAUGAAAUUAUUUAGAAGUUGUAGAAGAUAUAAUAGAUAGGAGGUGUUAAGGAUGCUAAGUUAUUAUUAGAAGAAAUUGAUAAGAAAGAUUUUUAGCCAGAAGAGUUUGAUAAAAAGAUGGAGAAGAUAUUUGAUGAGGAGUAUUUUGAAGAUGAAGAUGAAUCUCCUGAAGAAUUGGAAGAAAAUCAAGAGGAGCAAGGCUAAGAGGGAGAAAAAAAUGACCAAGGACUUGAUGUAGAUAAUGUUAUAAAGAUUAAGCCUACAAUUCCAAUUAUUAUGAAAAAAAACUUGAAUUAAGAGUAAUUAGUAUAUUUAUAUUCAUAGAGAAAUGGAUGCAUUAAAAGAUGAAGAUGUAACAAUUUGGUGGUUUUGUGAUGCUUGUAAAUAAACUAUUGAACCAAAUCAUUUCAGAUGGGAUUGCCAAAUUUGUGAGGAUUAUACUCUUUGUGAGAAUUGUAAUAAAGAACAUCCUUAACAUAAAUUAAAAAAGUCUCUUGUUCCAAAAAGUUGUAAACCUCCUCAAGCAGAGGAGGCUGAAUAAUUAAUUAGCUAAUUUAAGUAUUGUAGAGCAUGCCAAAUUAAAAUGACAGAUGAAAACGAUUAUUAUAAAAGUAAGAAAGAUUAUUUGUGUGUGGAUUGCUUUGAGAAGGACAAGAAUUAAAAUAGAUAUACAUUGGUAGAGGCGUAGGUCGUAGAUGUGAAUAAAUUACUUGAUGAAAAUCCUGAGUAGUUGAGAGAGAAGCUGCCUUCUAAUAUGAAGAACAUUAUUGAUGAAUACUAUAGUUUAGAUUUCGAAGAUAUCAUAGCAGGAGGAAUCAAGACUAAGUUUCAGUAUAUUGAUGUUGAAAAGUAAGAUUUUGGUUUGACUAACGAUGACUUGCUUUAUGCAGACGAUAAGCUAUUGAAUUAAUAUGUUUCAAUAAAGAAAUUGGCUCCUUACAGAGAUGGUUCAAUUAAAAUUAAAAAGAAUAAGGCUGAAAAAUUACUAGCUCAAAUUAGGAAGACUACGAAGAGAAAUAAAAAAUUGAUUCUCAAGGGGGUUGAUCCAAGAGAAUUUUAGAAGUAGAAAUAGGAAGAAGAAUAAUAAGAAUAGAAAUAAAAAGUUUAAUUAGAAGUGGAAGACGUUGUAGAAAAUACAACCCUGUAGGUCAAUUCUAAGAGACUUAAGACAUAUGGAGUGUGA